GUUGCGUAAACCACGAGGUAAAUGUUUUACCUUUAAUUUAAAUACUUUUGUGUCAUGUGUUAAUUUUCUAAUGCUGAAUGUGAAUAAAGAACUUCCUGGAGACUAGAAAAAUUUGGGAGCCAUUCACGAUGUCAAGAGGAUGACCAGGGAGUUCUAUCUUUCCUCCUAUCAAUCUUGAUGCAGUAAAGCUUCUCUCCUUUGUCUGGACAUCUAUCAAGCCACGAUGAUCAGCUCUAAGUGGACUGUCUCAAAACCAUUGGAAAUCAAACGGAUCCGAUUUUUCAGCAGCAAUAAAGCAAUGUAUGUGUCGAAAGAGGCUUCUGAAAGUACACUGAAGCCAAAAUCAGUGCAAAGAGCAGUUCCCAAGAACUUACUGCAAAAUAAUGAUAAAAGUCGGAAACAAACUGCUCCAGCAUGUAAUCGCACAAAAAGUGAAGUUGGUUCAUUCUCCCUCAAAAUCAGCGACUCAAAAAAUAGUGAUCAAACUCUGGUUGAUAAAAAUUUCCGUGUUAAUGAACUCAAUAUUCAGAUGUUAUCGAAACCUCUUUAUCAGCAACUAUUUGGGUGUGAUCCUAAACCUGAACCUACAGUGCCCAUUCAAAAGAUACUUUCAACGCUCAAUAAAUUUGGUCUCCCUUCUAUGUUGCAUUCUGAACAGGAUGUAGAUUUGAAGUUACCCCCUUUAGAAGGGAAAGACAUUGCUGAGCACUUUCAGAUAAUCGGAGAACGACAAAGCGCACCGUACAAAUUACUAUUGGAACAGCUUAUCGUUUCAAUACCAGAUACCCCUAAAGAGUGGGUUUUGAAGGAAGGAUGGAUGCGUUACGUGGCAGGCAAAGAACCGGAGCCAGUCCAUCAUCCUUUAGAAGAUGCUUUUGUUUUUGACGUUGAAGUUAGUUGCAAAGAAGGAGAAGCACCAACAAUUGCAACUGCAGUCAGUAACAGUGCCUGGUACAGCUGGUGCAGUACACAACUCAUCAAGUGCUCAAGUAACCUUAGUCAAGGUUAUUCCACUGACGUUUUAAUCCCCUUAGAAAGCGCUCCAAAAAUGAAAGUGUAUGAGUUAAAUGAGGCACUUUCCAGACCAAAAAUUGUUGUAGGUCACAAUGUCAACUACGACCGAGCACGUGUCAAAGAGCAGUACUGGCUGAAAAAGACAGGAAUGCGAUUCAUGGACACCAUGUCAAUGCAUGUCUCUGUCAGUGGAGUGACAAGCUAUCAGAAGAAUCAGCUAAAGUCUGGCUCAUCACAGGAUGAAGAGUGGAGUAAAUUUAGUUCACUGAACAGUCUGAGUCAAGUUCAUAAGCUGUACUGUGGCUCAGAGCUAUCGAAAGAUGAGAGAAACCUCUUCAUCAAUGGAUCCCUGACUGAUGUUAAAGAUAAUUUCCAAUCCCUUAUGUCUUACUGUGCCUCAGAUGUCAAAGCGACACAUAAUGUUCUGGUGAAACUGUUACCCUUGUUUUUCUCCCGGUUUCCGCACCCAGUCACGUUGGCUGGUAUGUUGGAGUUGGGCUUAGCGUACUUACCUAUAAAUAGUAACUGGAAUAAAUACAUCAGUGAGUGCAACCAGACAUUCGAUGAUUUGAACAUUGAGUCAAAGUUUCUGCUUUCCCGAAGGGCGGACGAGGCGUGUCAUUUACUCCAUAAUGAAGAAUACAAAGAAAAUUUAUGGCUGUGGGAUCAAGAUUGGGAAUGUAAAGAUGUUAAAUUUAAGAAAGAACCCAAGAAGAAGAAAAGUGAAGAGGAAGGAAGUAAAGAAUGCGGUGAAGGUAAACCCACUAGGAAGUCUAAAAAGGCGAAAAAAACUGACGAAGAUGCUGACGAAAAAGAGGCAAGUGCACCUGAGCCUGCUUUGAUUGAUCAGAAUCCAAGCUGUAUUGAGCCAGACGACGAAAUUUAUGAACUGGAUGGUGAGACUGAUUUUAUUCUGGAGAGAAGAAAAUACCUGUUUGAAAAAUUCUCGCCUUUGUAUAAAACUAGGGACCGGUUGCCAAAAAAGCUGCCCUAUUUAGCAGGAUAUCCAAACUGGUACCGUAAUUUAUGUCCGUCGCCUGACACUCCUGAUUGGGCGCCUGGGCCAAGAUUAAUUGGCACCGGCAUGCAAGUCGCACCUAAAUUGUUAUCAUUGAAGUGGAAAUCAUUGCCAAUUCAUCACAUUCGGGGUCAGGGUUGGGGGCAGCUAGUUCCACACAAAACUGAAAUAGUUGUACCCGAUGAAAAUCUCUUUCCGUUGGGAAAACUCGUCAAACUUUGUUCUAGUGCAGCAGAUGCUUCAUUUUGUAACUGUGCUGAAAAAACUGUGAAAGUCACUGAAUCAAAAACGGACAUUCAUGAAAAAGUUCAAAACAAUUUAGUCAGGUAUGUGUGCCAAAAAAAGAACAAAAAAGCUGAGAAGAAAAACAAGACAAAGGAUGAAACUGCUACAGAAUGUUUUUGUUGCAAAGAUUUAAUAGGCACUGGUUGUGGUUUCAUUAAGCUUCCUCACAAAAAUGGUAAUCAUUUAAAUGUCGGUAAUCCUCUCGCAAAAGAUUUUAUCACCAAAUUUUCAGAAAGCGGGUUAUCAGGAGAGGGCACAGAAGCUGAACGCAUAAUUGAAAUCAGUAGAAUGCUGUCUUAUUGGAGAAACAACAGAGAUCGAAUUGAAGGUCAGUUGGCAGUUUGGCUGAAUGACAAAGACAUUCCACGCUCUAUGCGUUUGCCUAGUGAUGAACUUGGUGCCAUAAUCCCUCAAGUCAUCGUGUGUGGCACUCUGACCCGCAGAGCUGUUGAGAGAACAUGGAUGACAGCUUCAAAUGUCAUGGACGAUCGGAUUGGCUCUGAAUUAAGAUCCAUGAUCCAAGCACCACCUGGUUACCAUAUUGUGGGGGCGGAUGUUGAUUCGCAAGAACUAUGGAUCGCCUCAGCCAUUGGAGAUGCUUAUUUUGCUAAAGAACAUGGCUCAACUCCUUUUGGGUGGAUGACUCUGAGUGGUCAAAAAGCUGACGCAAGUGACAUGCAUAGUGUGACCGCAAAAGCAAUUGGUAUUUCUCGCAGUCAUGCGAAAGUAAUUAACUACGCCAGGAUUUAUGGUGCGGGCCAGCCAUUUGCAGAGCACCUUCUAAGGCAAUUUAACCCUGGCAUGACGAAAACUGAGGCAAAAGCCAAAGCCUCUAAGAUGUUUUCUCUUACCAAAGGUCGACGUCUUUACCCUCUGAAAACUGAUUGUUUGCCUGAAUUCAAAACCAGAGAGUUUUCCAAACUAGAUGCCCUUAACAUAUGCAGAGUUUAUAAUAAAAGUAUGAGCGAGCUUUUUGGUCCACCCACUUGGUCAGGUGGCAGUGAAUCAGCCAUGUUCAACUGCUUAGAAAAGAUUGCUUCGCAACCUGAGCCCAAAACACCUUUCCUUGGCUGUCGGCUUAGCCGUGCGCUAGAACCAAAGAAUCAUGUUGAUGACCGAUUUCUGCCAACACGAAUCAAUUGGGUUGUCCAAAGUGGUGCUGUAGACUUCCUUCACUUGAUGUUGGUGUGUAUGCAAUGGCUUGUAGACUCAAAUGUAAGGUUUUGCAUAAGUUUCCAUGAUGAAGUUCGUUACAUCGUCCCUUCAGAGCAGAGAUAUCAAACAGCUUUAGCGCUACAUGUCACCAAUUUGUUAGUGAGAGCAUUCUGCGUCCAAAAAUUAGGAAUGAUCGAUUUACCACAGUCCGUUGCAUUUUUCAGUUCUGUGGAAGUAGACACUGUUUUACGCAAAGAGUCUAACCAAGAUUGCAUCACACCAUCUAAUCCAUAUGGCCUUAGCAAAGGUUACAGUAUCCCCCUCGGAGAGUCCUUAAAUAUUCAUGAAACUAUCCAAAAAGCCGGUGGCUCUGUAGGUACCCUCAAACCAUCCAAAAAAAAUCUGAAAUGACCGUACUGUUUUCCUUAAAUUUGCUCUAAUUAAGAGUUUGUUUUCUAGUCUAUACAAAGUCUUUGUAUUGCAGAUUUUUUAAAGCCCAAUCGUCUUUCUACAUUGUUCUUUUCAUUUUGUGCCCUUAUCCAUUUAUUAUGUAGGUUUUAGAUUUAUUAUGCAAGAUUAAUGCAUGACUCGCAGAAGAUGUUGUACUAUAAGCAGGUAGUUUCCUGAGUUCAUUGCUCAACUGAUUUUAGAAUGAUCUGAACGUAAUGUGUAUUUUUUUGGAGGAAACAGGUACUUGAGCUUCUUCCGCCCAAUGCCCGCUAAUUUAUGUAAACAAGGAAAAAACUAACUGAAGCUAAGGACCGAUCAUGUAAUACGUAACAUUAAGUAACAUUUUAUCAAUCGUAUUUUGUUUAUUAACUUUUACAGAAGUUAACUUUACUAGGCAUUGUUUUGGUGCAAAUACUUACUUUUGUAAAUAGCCACAAGAUUAAUGACUUGUUUACUCAUCAGCAAAGUUGGCGAUAGUACAUGCAGACUACAUGCUUCAUUUAUUGUCUUCCAAAAUUAAUGCUCUGUAAUCGAUUUGUUUUUCGAAGUUAAAGAACAUCAUUUAAAUUUAAUUUUUUUCAAAUGGUUCCAUUGAAUUUUUUGUCAUAGCACCAUCAUUAUGAACUCCUACAUCAUCACGUACUUUCAUUGCUGGAAGAAUUCUAAAAAAAACAAUGCGUGUUCCUUAGUUUUAUUUUUUUCACAAAAAAAUUUGUUUGAUCCGGUACAUGAACUUCUUGAAACUGUCAGAUCUCCAAGUGUAUGUCCCUGUAUCCUUGGUGUUUUUUCUCAUUAUUCCAUUCGUUCUCUCAGCCCAAAUUUCUCUCUUUUCAAUAACAUGAAAAAUUUUAUUUUUAAGUCACAUUCGUCUUCUUUCAAACGAUCAUGUAUCUUCAAUUACAUACUACAUUCUGUUUAUUUUGUCAAUUUUUUUUGCAAGUGCAGUUGAUAAGCACAA
Molecule: messenger RNA, 4880 nt
Organism: Bemisia tabaci
Lineage: Eukaryota; Metazoa; Arthropoda; Insecta; Hemiptera; Aleyrodidae
Gene: PolG1
Product: DNA polymerase gamma, catalytic subunit tam
Biological process (GO): mitochondrial DNA replication
Cellular component (GO): mitochondrion; gamma DNA polymerase complex
Molecular function (GO): 3'-5' exonuclease activity; DNA binding; DNA-directed DNA polymerase activity
Source: RefSeq, a predicted model, not a curated record